AUGGACAUCGGGGACGAGAUUAUGGUGAUUGUCACGAUGGACAUCGGGGACGAGAUUAUGGUGCGGCUGUUCACGGAGGAGCAGAACGCUGAGGCUGUCCGGCGGCAACAACAGCAGCUGGUUCUGACGAGCAUGCUGCGCGUUCGCCAUCCUUUCUUCGUCGUGCCUCGGCGCGGCGUCUCAAAGCUAGGCAAGAGGAGGAACCGGCUUGACGCCGACUACUUCAACGACGACGCGACUCAUUCACCGAAGGAAUUUUGGUACCGGUUUAGGAUGAAGAAUGAGCUGUUUUUGAAGAUUGUCAACGACGUCAGGGAGUACGACAAUUGCUGUGAGACGAGACGAGACGAGACGAGACCAAACAAGCCAACUCUUUCUACUCGUACCCGCUUUACUCUACACAUCCCCCGCGACUCCACUCACCCAGCGCACACGAACACAAAACAACCAAGGAGACACCCACUGCGCUCCCCAUCUCCACAUGUCAAGCAGCGCACGGCCGACACAGCCCCCCUGAGGCCAGGACGCCACGCCCUCGCCGUCGUGGCUAUGACGCCACCGGCCUUCCUCGCCCUCGCGCUCCUCGCCUUCUCGACGCAGUCCCCGGCGCUGGCGCAGCUAUCGGCUCCGCAGCCGGCUGCGGCUCCGGCGCCCAGCUGGGGGGAGCUGGACUGCAGGGGCGCGAUGCUGAACCUGUCGUCCUGCCUGACGUACGUGGAGGCCGGGAGCGCGCUGACGCGGCCGGACAAGGGCUGCUGCGGGGCGCUGUCCGGCGUGGUGGACGGCGAGGCCGCCUGCCUGUGCGGGCUCGUCGGCGGGUACGGCUCCUUCGGGGUCCGCGUGGACGCCGUGCGCGCGCUGGCGCUGCCCACCGCCUGCCGCGUCGACGCGCCGCCGCCCAGCCUCUGCGCCGCGCUCGGCAUGCCCGUCGCGGAGGCGCCCGGCGGCGGCCCCGUGCCCGCGGAGUCAGGAUACGGCACGCCGGCGACCACGCCGGCAACGUCGACCGCGAGCGGCGGCCCGGCGGCGGCGGCGAGGCGCGGGAACCGAAGGCGUCACCUGCGCCUCGUGCUCCUCCCGUACUGCGCCGCGCUCUUCACGCUGCUGCCGUGACUCCCGAUCCCGCACGGCACGCAGGCGUACGGAGCUGCUGCCUUUCCGCUCCGAAUCUGUACAAGUGUACAUGUACACACGCGCCGAAGCGCGCGACUCAUCAAACCGAUUCAAUUUCAGCA
Messenger RNA from Lolium perenne, 1235 nucleotides. RefSeq names its product non-specific lipid transfer protein GPI-anchored 12-like. NCBI's taxonomy places the organism in Eukaryota, Viridiplantae, Streptophyta, Magnoliopsida, Poales, Poaceae. The record is from RefSeq and is a predicted model, not a curated record.